AUGAGCGUGAGGCGUAACCCCUGGACCUUCAUCCGGGGGGUUUCCCCCGCCUUACUGACCGCGGUGCUCAUCUCGUCCAGCUCGGCCACGCUGCCGCUCACCAUCCGAUGCUGCGAGGAGAAGAACAACAUCGACCGCAGGAUCACUCGCUUCAUGCUGCCCAUCGGGACCAACGUCAACGUGGACGGAACGACCCUCUACGAGGUGGUCGCAGCCGUUUUCAUCGUCCAUCUCAACAGCGUCCACCUGGAUCUCAGCCAGAUGAUCACCGUCGGGUGAGAGGACGAGUCAGAGUCCGCUUUAUUGCCAACUACAUUUUCACCUACAAG
Molecule: messenger RNA, 329 nt
Organism: Cottoperca gobio
Lineage: Eukaryota; Metazoa; Chordata; Actinopteri; Perciformes; Bovichtidae
Product: excitatory amino acid transporter 3-like
Exons: 2
Coding region: 1-279 (92 amino acids)
Biological process (GO): L-glutamate transmembrane transport
Cellular component (GO): plasma membrane
Molecular function (GO): neutral L-amino acid transmembrane transporter activity; glutamate:sodium symporter activity; L-glutamate transmembrane transporter activity
Source: RefSeq, a predicted model, not a curated record